This is a messenger RNA of Prinia subflava (tawny-flanked prinia), 926 nucleotides long. It is a transcript of the gene NT5C, whose product is annotated as 5', 3'-nucleotidase, cytosolic. Bases 47 to 655 code for a protein of 202 amino acids. Gene Ontology annotation, molecular function: 5'-nucleotidase activity. The record is from RefSeq and is a predicted model, not a curated record. Gene Ontology annotation, cellular component: mitochondrion. NCBI's taxonomy places the organism in Eukaryota, Metazoa, Chordata, Aves, Passeriformes, Cisticolidae. The transcript has 5 exons. Gene Ontology annotation, biological process: pyrimidine deoxyribonucleotide catabolic process.
GGCCGGUGCCGAGCCGGGGGCGCUGCGGCCGCGUGUGCGGGCUCGGAUGGCGAAGGGCGGCGCGGCGGGGCCGCUGCGGGUGCUGGUGGACAUGGACGGGGUCCUGGCCGACUUCGAGGGCGCGGUGCUGCGGGGGUUCCGCGCCCGCUUCCCGGCGGAGCCGCGCGUGGAGCUGGCGGAGCGCAGGGGCUUCUCGGUGCGGGAGCAGUACCGCAGCGUGCGGGAGGACCUGGCGGCCAAGGUAGCCAGUGUCUAUGAGUCACCUGGCUUCUUCCUAGACUUGGAUCCAGUUCCAGGAGCCCUGGAAGCUGUGCAGGAGAUGCUCCACAUGCAGGACACUGAAGUCUUCAUUUGCACGAGUCCUCUCCGGAAAUAUGAGCACUGCGUCGUGGAGAAGUAUAAGUGGGUAGAGAAACACUUGGGACCCGAGUUUGUGGAGCGGAUUAUUCUGACCCGAGACAAGACCAUGGUGGCUGCUGACCUGCUGUUUGAUGACAAGGACACCAUCCAAGGCGCGGAGCCGAACCCGAGCUGGGAGCACAUCCUGUUCACCUGCUGCCACAACAGGCACGUCCAGCUGCCGGCCCCGCGCCGCCGCCUGCGCUCCUGGGCCGAUGACUGGAGGGCCAUCCUGGAAAGCAAGCGCAGGCACUAGUGCAGGAGGAGGAUGCUGUGCUCUUCCCACUGCCAGGGAGCAACCAGCGCAUCCCCUGCCAUGGCCAGGAGGCACUGUCACUGCGGGGAUCAGCCACAGGGAGAAAUGAGCUGCUCUGUCACACACAGAGCUCUGGCUUUCUGGAAGAUUGCUCUGCACUCAGUUUAUCUCUGUAGUGUUUUGGAUGUUUGCUGUUGGAGAAGAGAAACUAUAAACUACAAGCAGCUGCAGUUGGAAUUUUCUGUGUUUAACCUCACUCUUGUUUGGUUUG